Molecule: messenger RNA, 594 nt
Organism: Stylonychia lemnae
Lineage: Eukaryota; Ciliophora; Spirotrichea; Sporadotrichida; Oxytrichidae
Source: the annotation of a GenBank genome assembly
AUGAGAGUAGUAGAUGAGGAAACAAGAAGGAUCAUCUAGCAAAAUAGGAUAGAUGCAUUGGAGGCAGAUAACUUGUUUGAUAAUUUGAGAGAAGACAUGGACGAGCAGGGAGAGGAUGAUGAAAUGUGGGAUGAUUAUGCGGGAUCAGACUCAGAUUAAGAUGAAAAUAUAUUUAAGACAUAAGCAUAGACUACUCACAAAAAGGGAAGAAAAGAUGCUAUAGGUAAUGCAUCAGGGUCAGUAAGCCUGAGAAAGACCAGAUCUUAAGGUUAGGAUCUAUCCAAGAACCUGUUAUAGCAAUAAAGAAUGUCAUCAUCUAACAUUUCUAAGGAAAAUAUUGGUAGAAAAGGUUAAAGAGGCAAGCUAGACUUAGCAAAGAUCUUCUAUCAAGAAUUCUACGAUGUUGAAUAGUAACUGAACUUUCAAAAUUAUCUAUCGGUAGCUGCUAAGCCAAGUAAAUUCCCUCGAAGAUUUUUUUGCUCAGUCUGUGGUUAUAAUUCUAAGUAUUAAUGUACUAGAUGUGGUUUGAGAUAUUGCACUAUGAAAUGCGGAGAAACUCACAGAGAAACAAGAUGUAUCAAAUUCGCUGAAUGA